AUGCCUUCCCUUGAUACCACCAAAGCCGCCAACGCAAAGUACGCACCCUCCAGGGUUCCAGUCGCCAUCUUCGUAGGCGGGACGUCCGGCAUCGGGCAAGCCACCGCCGAGGCUUUCGCUCGCCACACGAGGGGUAACGCGCAUAUCAUACUAUGUGGGCGAAAUAGGGUCGCCGCCGAGCAAAUCAUCGCGUCCUUCCCCACACCCUCCGUGCCCGACGCGAAGCACGAGUUCGUCGAAUGCGACGUCUCCUUAAUGAAGAACAUUGACGAGACGACCGCUGGCCUUCUCAACAGUCUUGGGAAGGUCAACUUUCUGAUCCUCUCUGCUGGUAUUUUCACCCUCAAGGGCAGAAACGAAACCGCCGAGGGCAUCGACAGGAAGCUCGCGCUGGGCUACUAUGCGCGAUGGAAAUUCACGCGUGAUCUGAUGCCACUAUUGCGCAAGGCGAAGGACACCGGAGAGGACGCGAAAGUCAUAUCCGUUCUCGCUGCCGGCCACGGCUCGGACAUUGACCUGGAUGACCUUGGCUUGAAGAAGAACUAUACCGGUGUGAGCUCGAUGAGGGCCGCGCCGACAUACAACGACCUCAUGUUCGAAUCUUUCGCAGAGCAACAGCCAGACUUAUCAUUCGUCCACAUUUUUCCUGGCAUUGUUCGCACUCCGCUGCUCGGCACCUUCUUCUCACUUGUGCUGUACCCCUUCACCACCUCUGUCUCGGACUGUGCAGAGCACGUGCUCUACGCUUUGCUCAGUGCCAACGCUGGUGCGCAUCGCUGCGACAAUAAGGGGGACGACCUAGGUAAGAAGUAUUAUUAUGGCUCGGACGAAGCGAGGGAGCGGCUGUGGAAGCACACUGAGCAGGAAGUUGAUCACGCAGUGAAUUCGGGCAAACAUACGUAG
Messenger RNA from Fibroporia radiculosa, 903 nucleotides. RefSeq lists its product as uncharacterized. Gene Ontology annotation, biological process: secondary metabolic process. The record is from RefSeq and is a predicted model, not a curated record. The transcript is spliced from 2 exons. The coding region runs from base 1 to 903 and encodes 300 amino acids. Lineage: Eukaryota; Fungi; Basidiomycota; Agaricomycetes; Polyporales; Fibroporiaceae.